This is a messenger RNA of Lethenteron reissneri (Far Eastern brook lamprey), 1022 nucleotides long. RefSeq lists its product as uncharacterized. Gene Ontology annotation, biological process: protein tetramerization. Lineage: Eukaryota; Metazoa; Chordata; Hyperoartia; Petromyzontiformes; Petromyzontidae. The record is from RefSeq and is a predicted model, not a curated record.
UUCUUUGUUUCGUAGGGGGGACGUCGAUCGCGAAAGCUUCAAAUCUCCAAGAUAUCAAAAUGGACGAGCAGUGCAUGCAUCAGGACGGUGAGGAGCUGCAGCAGCAGCAGCAGUCUCCAAACAAUCGGAAGGCUCCUUCACUCACCAUGCAGAAUGCAGCUCAGUCUGUGCAGCAGUAUCCUCCUGCCUUGGCAGAGGCAGCAACCCAGACUUGUCAGUCUCCACAGGCUCAGCCAGUUGAGCACACCCCACAAGUGCCUAAGGUGUCCACUUCUGGCAGCAGUCAGCGAGCGAGUGGAGAGGCGGCUUCUGAUACGAACUCCCAAGGCUGCGUGAAAGUGGUGCACGACAUGCUGAUGACUGCAAGCAACUGUGGCAGCAAUUGGCCAUCCGACCAAGAAGACAUAUUUCGCCUCCUGGUGCAUGGGAGAGAACAUUUUGAAAUAUUAAAGAAAAUCAAGGAAAACCUGGAGCUAAUCCGAACGCUGCCCACGGAUGCCAAUGUGUUGCGCAACCUGCAGCAACAACAAUACGUGACGGAAUUGCGUGGCAGGCCGUCCAACCUCAGCCGACACGGCAGCGAGUGUUCACAGGAAGUCUUGGCCGGCAGCCAGGGACCCUCCAGUGCGGGCGAAGGUUCCUCAUCAGGCGUUGCACAGGAUGUUGUGACGGGUGAAGCGAGUGGAUCCAAUGGUCCCCCACGGCCACCGGACGGAGACAACCCACGGGCCCGGCUUGGAACCCUGCCGGACAGCGGCAAGCCUGGCAACGCUCUUUACAACGAGACGACGCUGCAGCGCUCGUCCAGUGAAGAGACAGUCCACCUCAGCUCCGAGGACGACGACGAUGACGGCAUCGACACCAAGGACGGCAUCCGUGCCAAAGUGUUCCCAGCGCUGCGGCCCUCUGGCAGUCAUCUGUCCUCUGUCGGCAAUCGCUCGCGCUCCGGGGCGCUCUCCGCCGCGCUCUGCGGGGGGGCUCCCGCGGACGGCCUGAGCGGCCCCCGAGGCCCGCGGACGGCC